CAGCUGGAGAGUGCCAAAAGCAAACCGAGCACGUUUGUUAACGUACGACCCUCAUUGCUACCGUCUCUCUCCCUCUGGUCCAAGCGCCCACGAUCUCCGCCCGUCUCGAAGGUCCUCAGGUACUCCCCGUUGUCAUCCAUAGCACGGAGCUCUGUGGAUCAACACGGCACCAAUCCGGUCGCCUUCACCUCCUUGCCAGGUUCCCCACCGCCAACAGUGCGCAACCUGGCAAGCGUCUUUCCCGGCGCAGAGCGGCUUAUCCCGCAGAUUAUAUACCGGCCCACUCAAACAGAGCAGCCAGACGAAGAUGAUGCCGUAUCGGGACCUCCAAUCAUGUUCUACGUCCGUGGUCCUCAGGGCUGCGGGAUCAACUGCUCAGAUGCACUCGACGAACAGUUCGCCGAGCUGCAAGGCCCAAAUGAUGUAAUCCAGUGUCCUCCGGCUGUAGUCCUGCGAGUACUGUGGCCCGAUCAUGAGCCGUGGUCGGCCUCGGUCCAUCUUAACCCGUCCCCAACGCGGGCGCAGUUGGCGAAGCUUGUAAGCUUCCACGCGCAGACGUUUGUCGCCGAAACAUGGGCGAAACCUGUAACGACGGACACGCGCUGGAAGCUCGGGCCCGGCGCCCUCACCGUGCCCGACCUCGAGCUGGUCGGGUUGCAGCCUGUGACCUCGCAAGACUGGCAGGUCCACUUCCGUGUGCAACAGGUGACGGGAUAGCCGACAGUCCCGACUGCACAGGUUCCCGCUCGGAAUUUUCGUGUUGUCUAGGUAUUUUUAUCUUUAUUAUACACGCGUCAUGACG
Messenger RNA from Phanerochaete carnosa HHB-10118-sp, 802 nucleotides. RefSeq lists its product as uncharacterized. The transcript is spliced from 3 exons. NCBI's taxonomy places the organism in Eukaryota, Fungi, Basidiomycota, Agaricomycetes, Polyporales, Phanerochaetaceae. The record is from RefSeq and is a predicted model, not a curated record. The coding region runs from base 334 to 717 and encodes 127 amino acids.